This is a messenger RNA of Plasmopara halstedii, 258 nucleotides long. RefSeq lists its product as uncharacterized. NCBI's taxonomy places the organism in Eukaryota, Oomycota, Peronosporomycetes, Peronosporales, Peronosporaceae. The record is from RefSeq and is a predicted model, not a curated record. Bases 1 to 258 code for a protein of 85 amino acids. The transcript is spliced from 2 exons.
AUGCGUUUCCCUCGCUCCUCAAGAUCAGCCAACAGCUCUAAUUCCUUCUCUAGUACGUCUAUCUUAGCUUCUGUUUUAUCCGUUAAUACCCUUGGGGCUGGCCGCCGGCAGCAAUCAGAUGACAUCAUCCUGUUACGCCAAUCUUUUUCUCCACUGUUUCGUGCAACUCGAUUAAUUCAUACGCUGAUCUUAAGUAUCACCUGUGAUUAUCCACUUGAUCUAGAUCUACAGGCUAUUUUCCAAGCUCGCGCCGUCUGA